AUGAAAAAUUGCAAGAGACCUCGGACGAGUCAGGAGAGUGAGUUUUAUCAAUAUCCUACGGAUUGUUCGGAGGAAGAGAUUCAACUACGCUGUGAGUUUGUGAAAAAACUGAAAACGUUGGAUGAUAAGAGAGUCUUCGAACAAUUUGUUCGUGCAGUGAAGUCUUAUCAAUCAGGUUCUGUAACCUACAUCGACCUCAAAAACAAACUUGUUUCCAUCCUCCGUAAUCACCAAGAUUUGCUCCACGAGGUUUUGUCCGGCUUUGCUUCUCCUGCAAGAAACUCGAAGAACCCAAAUACGAAAUCAGACAUAGUACGCAUUGGUGUGCUCUUAAACAAAGUCCAAGCUUUGGGGGAGACUGUAUACAAAGCGUUUAUUGGUACGGUAGGGUUUUCCUGCGAUAUCGAGGUUAUGAUUGAACAACUCGAAGAGGUUUUCCGCGAUCACACGUCUUUGAAAGAAGAGUUUAAAACGAUACUAAUCGAUUCUCGAUUACUAAAACCGAAACGCCGUUUGGAGGCGGUAGCGAAACCCGUUACAGAGAACAAGCGGGCUAAUCAAAAGAUUUCUGAGAACGUGACUCCGUCGUAUCGGAUUAGACCUGAUUAUGUAGAGGGAUCUUCCUCUCAUGAGGUUUUAAACGAUAAAUACGUUUUGGUUGGUGGGUAUGAUCCUGAUAAAGUAGUCCAUAAGAGGAAACGGCAUUGGCGCGAUGUGAGAAUAAAUAAGCUCGAUGACAAAUUGCUCGAGGACGACCUGUUCUUGACAAACGUUCCUUCGGUUAUUAGGUUUGGGAAGAAUGACUUGUGUGACAAGGAACUAUGUGAGAAGCCCCCGUUAGGGUUUACGCAAGUCAUACAACGGUUUCAUAAAGGGAAGAAAGUGCCACAAAUAUUUAGGACAGAUCCGAAAAAUGCGGUACGAGGGAUUUUACCUAGAUUGCAGAGUAUGGAGAAGGAGAUAAGAAAGGCGAAAAAAUGUAACCUGAGAAGAAUCGAUAAUCGUGUGAAGUAUAAUGUGAACAAGUGA
Messenger RNA from Arabis nemorensis, 1029 nucleotides. The record is from the annotation of a GenBank genome assembly. NCBI's taxonomy places the organism in Eukaryota, Viridiplantae, Streptophyta, Magnoliopsida, Brassicales, Brassicaceae.